Molecule: messenger RNA, 1411 nt
Organism: Lathyrus oleraceus (garden pea)
Lineage: Eukaryota; Viridiplantae; Streptophyta; Magnoliopsida; Fabales; Fabaceae
Exons: 1
Coding region: 804-1202 (132 amino acids)
Source: RefSeq, a predicted model, not a curated record
UAUUGAGGGAAAAUACUUUGUUAAGGUAUUUUUUUGUGUGCAAUAAUGUUCUGAUGUUUGUUGUAUUGAAAAUCAUGUUAGCUUUGAUCAGAUCUGACUCAUAGUGAUUGUGUGAUCAUUUAGUUACCAACUAUGUUGAUUAUGAAAAUUGUUCAUGGAUGUUGGAAUGGUGCUAGUUACACAUUUGCAUGUCAUGGUUUAUUGAAAUGCCAGUUAGGAAGAAAAGACAAUGUGUUUUUACAUAUAAUCAUUUACAUAUUGUGAACUGCAGUUUCAUAUCAUGUAAAAUUUGCUUUAGUUUCUGUUUUAUAUAUUGAUGUUUUGAUGUUACAGAUUUGUAUUUCUAUUGGAUAAACUUUUCAUUGUUUUUAAUGCAGAGUAGUUUAGUUAUAGUACCUAAUAGGUUGAUAGAUUCAAUGGAAGUGUGUUCUUCUGUUAAUGACAAGCAUGGGAGUUGCAUAAGUAGUCUUGAACUCACUUUUAGUGAGUCGUUACAUAUACAAGAUUCUGAAAAAUUGGAGGAUGCAUCUAAGGGGCAUGAGAUAUGCAAUGUAGUAGAGGAAAACGAGGUUAUUAAACCGAAGGAAGCAAAACUCAACGCGGUGUCUUUGAAAAAAUCGGCUACCUUUCCAAAUCCUCGCGAGACAGCAUCUGUUACAGAAUCACCUUCUGAGCAUUCUGUCCAUCAAGCGUACUCUCGUUCGAUAAUUCUUGUGUUAUAUUGGUAGUGUUAAUAAUGCUUAUGUCUAUAGGUUAAUGCUAUUUGAUAUACAUCACAGGCCCCUUCGGAACUUAAAUCUGCCAUGAAAGGUAGUCGUGAUAAAAACGGGGAAGGGCAUGUGAAAUUGACAGUGAAAUGGGCUGCUGAUGUGUAUGAUCCAAUACCUACAUUAGUGUCGCAUACUGUCAAAAACAAGAAACAGCCGAAGUCCAAGAAGAAGAAGAAUGAAAAGAAAAGUUUGAAGAAAGGUAACAAGGGAAAUUCAACUCGAGGGAGCAAUGGCAAAGAUAAAGAUAAGAAACAGUCUCGCAACCUUGGUGAACAUUCUGAACUGUGCUAUGAGUUGUCGGAUUCUCAAGUUAUUGAAGGUUCUUCUGAUUUUGCCUCUGUUGAUGUUUGUAGCCAAGAUUCAAACUGCGGAGCUAGUUUCUUGAAAAAAUCAGUUACAGAAAUGCAUUACUCGGUUGCGGAAGCACAAUGAGUAAUAUGUCUAGAAUGCUUUAUCCUAUUUCCUUCGAUGUGCAUAAAUAAAAUUGUGUCAUAUGUUAGCUCGUAUAUAUAUGGUGAAAAGACUUGAUUGUAUGGUGUGAGAUUUUUGUACCCUUCAAAGGCAGUUUUUCUACAUAUCAGCUUGGUGAUCAGGAACAUAUUUUUGUUUGUAAUAUGGAACAAGCUUUUUGUUUUGAGGCA